Durio zibethinus is the source of this 2102-nucleotide messenger RNA. RefSeq names its product arogenate dehydratase/prephenate dehydratase 1, chloroplastic. Gene Ontology annotation, biological process: L-phenylalanine biosynthetic process. The record is from RefSeq and is a predicted model, not a curated record. Lineage: Eukaryota; Viridiplantae; Streptophyta; Magnoliopsida; Malvales; Malvaceae. Gene Ontology annotation, cellular component: chloroplast; cytoplasm. Gene Ontology annotation, molecular function: prephenate dehydratase activity; arogenate dehydratase activity.
GUAUAUAUGCAGAGUUUGGUGGAGGUAGCUGUUCCAGGAUGUAGGCCAGGUCCAGUAAGUCCUUCACUUCACUUGUUAAACAAGACAGGAAAGAAACAAAGUUUCCCAUUCAAAGCACAAAUGGAAAUGGUAUCAUUGGAUUGGUUGGCAUUAGCCUUCUUUUCUUUCUUUGUUUGGCGUCAAACACUCUCGAAUCUAAGCAAACGUGCAGCCAACUUUCUGUUCCACCUACCACUUCUUCCCUUCCCUCUACCCGGUUCUUUGAAUUUACUUGGACAAUUGUUUGUUUUCUCACUCCAGCGUACCUUUAAAAACGCAGUGGAAAAGUUUCGUUUCUUUUUUAGUGUUUUUUGUCUUGUGGGGCCCAGUAACUUUUAACCAGCAUUCUCGUUCCACGUUGUGUACUGCGUAUCACCCAAAACUCUUCACCAACACCACCAAACUUGUUUCUUUUUCAUGACUAUGUUUCACUGAAAGAUUGAAGCUUUGGCCUUAACUUUUUUCUUUUGGAAAAACAUAGUAGGACAUUGACAUUGUGUGUUAAUCGGUUUCAAAUUGCUUCCUUUUUUGUUUUUGUUUUGAUGGCUUUGAAGUGUGCUCCAAUCUGGGUUUGUUCUCAAACGCCUCACUCUCAUCUUGGGACACCGGAUUUGGGGUCUAGCCGAGGUGGGAUUGUGUUGGAUUUGAGGCCUUCCAAAUGGGAAUGCUAUGCUUUUUGUGCUUCGGCACAGAGAGCUAUCAAUCCUGUUGAAGAUGAGAAGCCUAACACUCCCGGGGUCAAGACAUCUCGGACUGGGAAGAUUGAUCAAGCUCAGGACAAUGUCUCCAGUGCGUUUCACAAGGACUUGAAUCUUCUUCCUAAACCCCUGUCUAAAACUGAUCUAUCUCCAUUUCCUGAUGCUGGUUCAAACAUGCGGGUUGCUUUUCAGGGAAUCCCAGGUGCAUAUAGUGAGGAUGCUGCCCUUAAAGCAUACCCUAAUUGUGAGACUGUGCCAUGUGACCAAUUUGAAGCAACAUUCAAGGCGGUUGAACUUUGGUUGGUGGAUAAAGCAGUUCUCCCAAUUGAGAAUUCUGUAGGUGGUAGCGUCCACCGUAAUUAUGACUUACUCCUCCGGCAUAGGUUACACAUAGUAAGGGAGGUGCAGUUGGUUGUUAAUCACUGCCUCUUGGCAUUGCCUGGUGUUAGGAAGCAGGAAGUGAAGCGUGUUUUAAGCCAUCCCCAGGCACUUGCUCAAUGUGAGAUGAGACUUACCCAAUUGGGCAUUAUUAGAGUUAAUGCUGAUGAUUCUGCUGGUGCUGCUCAGAUGGUUGCUUCAAGUGGCAAAAGGGAUAUGGGCGCUAUAGCAAGUGCUCGAGCAGCAGCACUAUAUGGGCUUGACAUUCUUGAAGAAAAAAUCCAGGACGAUGAUGACAAUAUUACCAGGUUUUUGAUACUCGCUAGAGAUCCCAUAAUUCCAGGAACUGACAGGCUUUAUAAGACAAGCAUUGUUUUUUCUUUAGAAGACGGUCCCGGAGUGCUAGUCAAAGCUUUGGCUGUGUUUUCUCUAAGGGGUAUUAAUUUGUCAAAGAUAGAGAGUCGACCACAAAAAGGGCGUCCUCUAAGAGUAGUCGAUGAUUCUAACAAAGGGAGUGCAAAGUACUUUGACUAUCUUUUCUACAUUGAUUUUGAAGCUUCUAUGGCAGAAACGCGUGCCCAAAAUGCAUUGGGACAUUUACAGGAAUAUGCUAAAUUUCUCCGCGUCCUUGGUUGCUAUCCGAUGGAUAAAGCUCUAUAGAUGGAUAACCCCCAAAUGGAGUACAUUUUGUCAUAUGUAUUAUUUGACUCCGUCAAACCAGCAAGAUGGAGACAAUUCAUUGUGUACAUGCAAGUCUUGCCAUGAUCCAGUGAAGAUGGAGAGUUUCCUGGAAAAUGUCGGAAGCUUACUCAUUGGUUAGAAGGCUUCUUCAACAUGAUCUACUCUCUUCUUUUCUUUUUAGCAGCAUAACUUUUUCAUCAUCUUAAAGGAGUGAUGUUCUAUUUUGUGAUAUUUCGAUGAUGAGAGAGUCCAAAAUCACAAUGACAGGGUAUAUCCCUCUUGAAGGCGUUCCCUCAUUUUCAUGAA